AUGGGGCAGUUUCUAGCCCGUGGUGUUUCCGUUACCACUUCUUUCGACUAUGUAUCGUUUGACAACGAACCGGGUGCUGACCUGAAUACCCCUCGCUUCUGGGAGGGCGAUCCAACCGAAAGCACAUUACGAACCCCAACUUGGGUCAAGACUCCCAAUGUGACCGUCAGAGACAUCAGACCUGAGCAAGACAAAUACUACUUUUCAAAAGAUGGGUUUCAACUCUUGGGCAUCCCGACAGCUCACAGCCCGCAUCCUGAUCAUCAAGACGAGGUCCAGGCAUACUUGGGAGAAACAGCGGCUCACGUCCGGAAACUCCUCAAUGCCUCUCAGGCUUUUGUCUUUGAUUAUAGAGUCAUCCGAUCGCCAGCAUCACCAGAAGAACUCUCCUGGGCGCGUGGGCCGGGAAAUGCCCGACGCACCUUUCACAAAACCCCAUGUUGCGCAUGGCGGCCGUUGAACCUUCCAGUUGAAGACAUGCCCCUCGCUCUCUGCGCAUUUCCCUCCCUGGACCUUUCCGACGUGGCAAGCUCUCAUUUCCACGGAGGCCCUGGUUACAUCGCGGAAACCUAUGUUCUGCGGCAUAACAAGAACCAAAAAUGGGUCUGGUUUGGCCAACAACGACCCGAUGAAUUGUUGGUCUUUAAGAACUUUGAUUCAGAGCCAGGGAACAGCCCAAGAUGUGAGUUUCAUACUUUUGCCAUUUUGAAGACUAGCUAA
Molecule: messenger RNA, 720 nt
Organism: Thyridium curvatum
Lineage: Eukaryota; Fungi; Ascomycota; Sordariomycetes; Thyridiales; Thyridiaceae
Exons: 3
Coding region: 1-720 (239 amino acids)
Molecular function (GO): oxidoreductase activity
Source: RefSeq, a predicted model, not a curated record